CUGAUUUUGGAGCUGAGACCGAAUCACAGUGAAGGUGUGUGUGUGUUUGUGUGUGUCUGUGUGGCUGGAUAGUGCUCCCAUCUAUGAUCCAUCUCUCCAUCCUCUCUCCUCUGCAUCCAUCCAUCCAUGCCUGCCUGUGAAUGGUAAUCCGGUCUCUCGGUUGGUCGGUCGGUGGGUUUCUCAUUGUUGUCUGUGUCGCCUUCGGUGAAUUUGUUGGGGUUGAGGAGGCACAUGGACCAAAAUACCACACGAGCCAUCACCUAUGCUUAAAGGACAAUCCUAGACUCGUAGACUCGUGCCGUGCAAACCCACUUUGGAUCUUUCGAUCUCCGUGUUAUUCGAUUGUUGAAUCAUGGACGCCUCCUCCUCCUCGUCUUCUUCGUCCCCCGCCCCCGUUCCAGACACGCCUCCUCGCGAUGCCUUUCCCCGUAAUCCCGGGACGGUGGAGGACUUACACAAGCAAUGCUUGAGCCUGUUCCCCAUGUUUUUCGAAGGGGCCAAGGUGCUGGUCAACAAGGGGCUGAACAACAACUUCCAGGUGUCGCACACGAUGACCCUGAGCUCGCAACAACCCUCUGGAUAUCGAUUCGGUGCCACCUAUGUGGGUAGUACCAUGCUCAGCCCCACUGAAGCCUACCCGCUACUCUUGGCCGACAUGGACCCCUCGGGUAAUCUCAACGCCAACAUUAUUCACGCCCUCAGUCACCGCAUCCGAGUCAAGUGCUUGGCCCAGAUCCAGCAGAGCAAGUGGCAGUCCGCCCAGAUCACCACCGACUACAAAGGCGAUCUUUACACGGCUUCCUUGACGUUGGGCAAUCCGGAUCUAAUCAACGGUACCGGGGUCAUGGUGUUGCAUUAUUUGCGGGCCAUCACCCGGAACUUGUCUUUGGGCAGCGAGUUGGCCUAUCAAGCCAGUCCACAACUGCCCGGUGGCCACGUGGCUGUGUUGGCUUUGGCCGCCAAGUACGCCACUGACGAUUUCACCUUGGCGGGCACCCUGGGCAAUGCGGGCUCCUUUCACGCCUCCUUCUAUCAAAAGUGCAGUGACAAUCUCCAAGUGGGUGUCGAAAUGGAAACCAAUUUCAAAAUGCAAGAGUCCACCGCCUCCUUGGGCUACGAGUUCGAUCUAGCUAAGGGCGGCUUUCUCGUCCGCGGCUCAGUAGACUCCAACUUGACGGUCAAAUCUGUGGUGGAGAAGAAGUUAUUGCCGCUGCCGUUUACGUUGGCGUUGUGUAGUAUGAUUAACCAUCGUAAAAAUCAGUUCCAAUUUGGUUGUGGACUCAUUAUUGGUUAGCUCAGCCGUGAUCGUGCCCGUCAACCAAGUCGUCGUGAGUUCCGAAUUCCUUCAGUGAUCCUGCUCCUCCCGUCUGCUCCGCAUUAAACCAGUAGUCCGCGAGCCAGGGUCUCAAAUGUACAUGUGGCCUGAAUCACUCUAAACAAUACACCACCAACUAAGACUGCGUGCACCUGCGAUGCCUACCCGCCUUACGACGACGACCACGACCACCACCCUCGAAUAGACAUUUCCCGUUCAGAUUAGAUUCGUGGCUUAAGAGAAAAGUUAACCGCAUUUCCGCCAAGAACAAAUGAAACACACAAGAACAUUGAUAAUUUUAUUACAAAAAAAUUCCCGAGUCCCGAGCUCGGCUCAGGCAUCCUAAAUAAAUCCUGACCAUCUCCGUUC
Tigriopus californicus is the source of this 1684-nucleotide messenger RNA. RefSeq names its product mitochondrial import receptor subunit TOM40 homolog 1-like. The coding region runs from base 353 to 1294 and encodes 313 amino acids. Gene Ontology annotation, cellular component: mitochondrial outer membrane; mitochondrial outer membrane translocase complex. The transcript is spliced from 3 exons. NCBI's taxonomy places the organism in Eukaryota, Metazoa, Arthropoda, Copepoda, Harpacticoida, Harpacticidae. The record is from RefSeq and is a predicted model, not a curated record. Gene Ontology annotation, biological process: protein import into mitochondrial matrix. Gene Ontology annotation, molecular function: transmembrane protein transporter activity.